Lobosporangium transversale is the source of this 1343-nucleotide messenger RNA. RefSeq lists its product as hypothetical. The record is from RefSeq and is a predicted model, not a curated record. Bases 310 to 1233 code for a protein of 307 amino acids. The transcript is spliced from 3 exons. NCBI's taxonomy places the organism in Eukaryota, Fungi, Mortierellomycota, Mortierellomycetes, Mortierellales, Mortierellaceae.
AGCUGAUACCAUUCAACAAUCAACCUUAAUUUCAUCCAUUUGUUCUUCCGAGGAACAGGUUCAUUCAUCUAGUUUCGAACUCGAUAGCACAGCCCGAAGAACCUCAACACCACCUCAUACUUUAUCACCUACUUUUACAGAUGGAGACUGCACUAUCGAAGAAGUGGAUGCUAACCAGCCAAUGUUACCCAGCCAACUUCGCAAACGUCAUGAGAGCAUGAAACAGCAAGCAAAGAUGAUCAUAGUUCUGAAGGCAGUGCUGAUAUUGAACAUACUGAUCUGAUCGCAACUUCCUAUCACUCUGGAGCAAUGAUUCGAGCAAAAUCGCACAGUAUGUUCGAGUCCAACCAUGUUAGCGCAGCUCAACGUGGAUUGUCAUCCUACAUAUCCAGUCUUUACAAAUAUCAAGAGAUGCCUAUCCAAGAUUGGAUCAAUAUGAAAUCAAAAAUGGAAGCAUUGGAACUGGAGAUCUCGCAUGUUAAACGAACCAAUAUGCUAUUAAAUCUGGAGCUUGAUAAAGUCAACGCCCAUCUUGCCAGGAUAACCGCCAACAAUGAUGGUGAAGAUCUGCAAGAGGAAACUAAUGGUUGGCGCAAGGAGUGUGAGUUUUUGGUUCAACAGGUGGAUUGGAUGCAUCGACAGUUGCAGGCGGCAUAUGCGAGCCAUAUGGAGCUCACGCACCCAAGAUAUGAGGCUGAAGCGACACGGGAACUUUGUGUGCAGGUCAAGGAUCUGACAGCCUCGUUGAGGAUGUGGCAGUCGGCAUUCCAACAGGCAGAGGAGAAGUAUCGACGCAAGUGUGAUGGGGAGCGUGUGUUGAAGCAAAAUCUUCGGGAACGUGAAGCACAAUUGUCAAGUCUCGUGGAAAGAUUGUCGGGAUACGAAAGUGAAUUUCAAAAGUCUCUUUCCAAUUACGAGGAAUUAAUGCGACUUUCUACUGAACUGGAGUUACUUGAAGGCAAUCGUGAUCAUACUCAUUUCAACGCGGAAGAUAGGGCAGCAAGCUCUUCGUUAGGAAAGAAUCAGCAAGGAUCAAAUAAUAUUUCUAUGCCUGUUGUGAGUAUCAUCAGGGGCGUAAGUGAUAUGCCUGGUGCUCUUCCAAAGCAAGACCAAUCACCAACUAAAUCAUCGGAAACCAUAUCUCCUUCUGCUGAGGCAACAAUAGUGGUGGAUCAACUGUCGGUAUCGAUACUCUCCUGGGUUGCUCUUCUAGCAACCUACAUGCUUUCAUGACGACAAUUAUUACUUUGUAUAUAAAUAUACCAUUUGUGUUUGCUGUUUUUAAUUGACUUAACUAUGCAAUAAAGUUGGAGUGGUGACCGCUUCAAAUGGAAAUUUGAUUA